Molecule: messenger RNA, 2169 nt
Organism: Rotaria sp. Silwood2
Lineage: Eukaryota; Metazoa; Rotifera; Eurotatoria; Philodinida; Philodinidae
Source: the annotation of a GenBank genome assembly
AUGAUUGGUUAUGUAUUUGGGGUAUAUUAUUGGCAAACAUUUGUUCGAUUUCCUUGUACACCAGUGUUAAUUUCAACUACACAAAUAAAAUAUUCAUUUUAUCAUCAUUUUCAAUAUCGAACAACUCAAACAUGUCAAAAUGAAAAUUCACAAUUAUUUUUAACUAUAGCUAUAAUUUCAUCAUACGAACGUUUAUUAAUUUAUUUACCUGCAAUACUUAAUACAUGGAUAUUAACAGCAACAAUUGAUAUUGAAAUAAUUGUAUUUAUUGAAGAAAAAUCUUUGAUGACAGAAGAAGCAAUUGAAAAAAUUUUUUUUCAGUUAAAUAAAAAUACAAAUCAAUAUAUUAAAUGUUGUUUAUAUAUUGUUAAAUUAAAAAAUGUUGAAAAUAGUUAUCCACCACAAAAAAAAAGUUUCUAUGCUAUGAAAUUUAUCUAUGCAUUUUAUAGACAAAGAACAUCAUGGUUAUUACGUUUAGAUGAUAAUGCUUAUGUUAACAUUGAAGAGCUUGUUAAAUGGCUUAAAUCAAUUGAUCAUAGAAAAACUUUAUAUAUAGGGCAGGGUGGAUCUGGAAGACAAAAUGGACCACCUAUUCUUUUUCCACCAGAAAAAUAUUUUUGUAUGGGUGGAAGUGGGGUUAUACUUUCUCAAAGUACUUUAAUUCAACUUGGUCCAUGGCUUGAUCAGUGUUUAAAUAAUGAAACUCGUACUCGACAUGAAGAUGUUGAAUUAGGUCGUUGUAUACUAAAUCAUGUUCAUGUUGGUUGUGUAAGAGCUUAUAAUGCAAAGUCUUUAUUUUACCAUCAUUAUGGCUCUGGAUAUGAAUUUGGAUAUGAUUUUACACCUUCAAUUAUUUCUCAAGCAUUAAUUAUGCAUCCAAUUAAAAAUCAAAAUACAUUUCGAGAAAUAUUUAGUUUUUAUAUACGACUAAAACAAGAAAGACAAUAUUUAAAAAAUAAUAAAUCAUUAAAAAAAUCAAUGAAUAAACAAACUUAUGUAACAUUUCUAUCGAAUACAGAAUUCAAUUCUUUAAAAGAUGCAUUUUAUGAAAAGAUUGAUGUAAGAUGGAGAUCAUACAUUGAACAAGCUGUUAAAUUAUAUAUUGAGAAAACAAAAAUGAUUUGGCACACACAUUCUUCUAAUUGGACAGUAACUAAUGGUAAAUUCGUGUUCGGUUAUUAUUGUGUAAAGCCAUCAUACGGUUUAAAUGUAAUAGUUGAAGUUCGCCUAACUGCUUACCCAGUUUCUAAAAAUUCAACUAAGGCUAUUACUAUUGUAAAACGACUUCGUAUAAAUCAACCAUUUACAACUAAACAUCGUUUUGAUUAUCGCGAAAUAAAUAAUAUUCAAAUAGAUGAAAACAUUUAUCAAUUAAAUCUUAUUGUUGUUUCAAGCAAUAAAGAUGAACCAUUAUUAAGAUUAAUAAAUAAUUAUGAACGUGAAGUAUUAAGUGAUUCAUUUCGACGUGAACAUUUUACAUUAACAAUACUUUAUUUUUCUGAAAAAAAUGAAACAACUAAUCGAAUGAUUCAUCUUAUAAAUGAAUUAUCGGUCAAAUAUAUAUCAAUUAUUCGUAUAUCAAUUAUUAAUCAAAAUCAAAAUCAAAUUUCUUAUAAUCGUGGACUUGGCCGUUAUUUAGCUACAGAAUUAUUUACUAAUAAUCAAUUAUUAUUUUUUUUAGAUGUUGAUCUUUUAUUUACUGGACAAGCAUUAGAUAAUACUCGUCGUUUAAUGAUUCAUCCCUUAUCUAUAUCAUCUUGUACAGUCUAUUUUCCAAUUGUAUUUUCAUUUUUUUCAAAUAUGUCUGUUGUUGAUAAUAAUUUAAUAGUUGAUGUUAAUUCAAAACAUGGUUUAUUUUCUAUUUAUGGUUUUGGAAAUGUUGUUGUACGUAAACAAGAUUUAGAUAGAAUUGGUGGAUGGGAAACACAUAAUCGUGAUUGGGGUAUGGAAGAUGUUAAUUUAUUCGAUCGAUUUAGUCAUCCUUCAUCAAAAUGUUAUAUAUAUCGAACGGUUGAACCUGGUUUAAGACAUUACUAUCAUAAAAAAAUGUGCAAUGGAAUUAUGAAUAAAAUACGAAAAAAAAUGUGUCUCGAUGUAGAUAUCAUGCUAUAUGGAUCACAAAAUGAUAUGGUUAAUUAUUUAUUUAAUAAUAAGAAUUUGAUGCCUUAA